This is a messenger RNA of Spodoptera litura, 622 nucleotides long. RefSeq names its product NADH dehydrogenase (ubiquinone) 13 kDa A subunit (gene ND-13A). Gene Ontology annotation, biological process: mitochondrial electron transport, NADH to ubiquinone. Gene Ontology annotation, cellular component: respiratory chain complex I. NCBI's taxonomy places the organism in Eukaryota, Metazoa, Arthropoda, Insecta, Lepidoptera, Noctuidae. The record is from RefSeq and is a predicted model, not a curated record.
GUCAAUGUCAAAUGUCAAUUUGACCAUUACAAUUUUGGUGAACUACCUUGCUAUUUUCGUUUUGCAGUACUUUUUCUAACUCUGCUAUUGUGAAGUGCUUGAUUGUCAUAAAUCUUGUAGAUCUAUGUUCACUUGCUUCAUUAUGAACAAUAUGAUUUCACGUGUCGCUGCUAAACAGUGCGUAACAUUGAGAGCAGUCACAAAUGUUACACGCCGUAGUUUUGUUUCCAAAAUCGACGAUGCUAGCACCCAUACAGGCCAGAAAUGGGAAUCUGAUGACUACAGAUUGGCUCGGUUCAUGAAUGCCCCUAAACAAGUUAAUCCUAACUGGGCAGUUAAUUUGAUAGCAGAAGUACCACCAAAACAAGUUACUGAAAGAGUAGUAUGGUGCGAUGGAGGAAGUGGCCCUGAAGGACACCCACGAGUUUUCAUUAAUCUGGACAAGCCUGGGGACCAUUCUUGUGGAUACUGUGGUUUACGAUUUGUAAAAAAAGAUGGUCAUUAAUGGACGAAAAUUGAUAUGAAGGGUAAAAUUACAUUAUAGAUGUUUCAUAAUUUUUGUUUCCUAAGAAUUACUUUGUUAUAGUAGUUGUUGAAAAUAAAAGGAUAAAACCUUUUUGAA